Molecule: messenger RNA, 279 nt
Organism: Rhizophagus irregularis DAOM 181602=DAOM 197198
Lineage: Eukaryota; Fungi; Glomeromycota; Glomeromycetes; Glomerales; Glomeraceae
Source: RefSeq, a predicted model, not a curated record
AUGUCUUUUAAUGCUGGAUUGACGGACAGUAAAGAAUCGAAGAAAGUUGAAUUUACAACUGAGCCCGAAGCCGCUGCAGUUUAUUGCAUGCGAAACCUUAAAAACCUUAAAGGACAAAAUGAAAUUAUCCCAGUUAAUGCGCCAUUUAUGAUUGUUGAUUGUAGAGGUGGAACUGUAGACCUUACGACACGUAGAUUAUUACGAAAUAAAAAAGUUAAAGUUAGUGGAAUCACUGAACUGAAAAUUUUUGUGAUGGAUCUUAUGUCGAUAGAGAGUUAA